AUGGCCGAUUCGCCAAAACAAGGGGCAGUAUAUCUUGGGAUUGCCAGAGGCAAUUUGAAUCAUGAUUCACGCUCCGACUUGUUGGACUCUAGAACUGGUAUGUACAAAACUAAAGAAUACAAACCAAAGACAUAUUUACCAAAAAUACGGGAGUAUAUCCCAAAGCAAAGAGAGUUCAAAAUGCGGGAGUAUGUGCCAAAAACAGACAUAAAGUUUCACAAGUACGACAAGAUCCGGGAAUAUGAUCACUUCUACGAUGUGGAACCACCGGAAGACGAAACGAUCAGGCACCCCGGGGAACCUCCAUUCUGUAGAUCGUACAGAGCGCUUGGUUCCAUUAAGAGGACGAUUACCAUUAUGACACCUCAAUAGGAAAGCCCUCUGUCGACGGUUACGUUUUCCCUUCACUGAAGUCUCAACUAUUUUCGA
Molecule: messenger RNA, 429 nt
Organism: Saccostrea echinata
Lineage: Eukaryota; Metazoa; Mollusca; Bivalvia; Ostreida; Ostreidae
Exons: 3
Coding region: 1-372 (123 amino acids)
Source: RefSeq, a predicted model, not a curated record